UACAGUUCAUGCAGGUUGUUAUCAGGAUCCAUUAUUGAUAGUUCAUCUGCUGUCUUAAACAAUGGCUCCAGCCAACAGUGGCUGGACAUGUAUGCUCCCCGUACUUCCGUCGCCUCCUCAGUGCUUACUGCUUAGGUGGCUGACCGCCAACAUGGCAACGCUACUACCCACUGCAACGACCGAUCUUCAAAUCGAGCCCGGAAACUGUUACCCAGAUGCUGCCACCCCAUCGCGAGAGAGAUGUGGCUUGCAUGCCUGCCCCUCCGGGUAUGCCGGGGGACUCGCCCAGGAUAACCUACCUACAUGUGUAUCACUUUCCGAUGGUUGAAACGGCAAGGAUGCUUAGAUGAAAUUGAAUAAUUCAUUGGGAUCGGAGAUAGCACUGAAGCAGGAGCAGCGCUGUUUCAUCAUUACUAUUCGUGCUUCGGCUGACGGAGCAGAUGAUGAAAA
Messenger RNA from Aspergillus sclerotioniger CBS 115572, 450 nucleotides. RefSeq lists its product as uncharacterized. Bases 62 to 328 code for a protein of 88 amino acids. Lineage: Eukaryota; Fungi; Ascomycota; Eurotiomycetes; Eurotiales; Aspergillaceae. The record is from RefSeq and is a predicted model, not a curated record. The transcript has a single exon.